This is a messenger RNA of Rubroshorea leprosula, 1385 nucleotides long. The record is from the annotation of a GenBank genome assembly. Lineage: Eukaryota; Viridiplantae; Streptophyta; Magnoliopsida; Malvales; Dipterocarpaceae.
ACUACUACUUUUAGAAGAUAAAAAAAAUUAAAAAUAAAACUUAAUAUUAACAAUAAAUAAAUAAAUGAAAUUGAGGGGAAGACUGGAACAGGAAAGAGGAAGGAUAGCUUUUUGUUGCCUGGUUCUUCACUGUAAUUGCCAAAGAAAAUCCGAAGAAUUCUCUGAGAAGCAACAGAGUCUCUCCUUGGUCUCUGCAGUUUCUCAAAGCCAACCUUUUGAUGCUUCCUUAUCUGUUCUCUCCAUCUGUUUCCCAUUGAUUUCCAAUCUCCGCCUCCACAUGUGCUUGUCUUUUUCUCUCUAGUCUCUCUUGCCAUUUUUCUUUACCGAAAUCGUUCCUUUCAAUUUUUUUCAACAUAUUUUCUCACAUUUUUCAAGCUUUUUUUGGUUUCUUUCACGUCAAACCUCAACUUGGUAUUGUCCAUAUAUCGUUUUCUCUAGGGUUUUAAUUUUCCCUUUCUGGGUAACUUGAUUCUCACUCAAUUUGAACUUUCGGGAUCCUGGGUACCCUUAGAUCUUGCUUUUAUUUGGUGGGUGCUCUUUGGUUUCUCGAAAUUUUUGAUCUUUCAGCUUAAUUCAAUGUCACAGGGCUAUGCAAUUGAGCUAUAUUUCGAUCCAGCCCUAGAGAACCAAGUCUUGAAAGCAUGGAACGUUCUUGCUCGGCGUCAAAUCAGUACCCAGUUGAUCGAAAUCGAAUCAAGACCCCACAUUACUCUUUUCUCUACUCCCUAUAUUGAGCCUACCAAGCUUGAGUCCAUCGUGAAGAAUUUUGCUUCAAAGCAGGAACCGUUGCCCUUGUCUUUCUCUGCAAUCGGGACAUUCCCUAGUGAUAAGAAUGUCCUGUUUCUUGCACCAGUGCCGACGUUGUCUCUUCUACAGUUUCAGUCUCAGUUGUGUGAUGCGAUGAAGAAGGAAGGAAUUGAAAUUGGAGAUGAGUACAAGGCGGAUUCCUGGAUUCCCUACUGCUCGGUGGCUCAGGAAGUGCCCAAGACUCGAAUGGCAGAGGCUUUUUGCGUCUUGAGGGACUUGAAAUUACCGGUUAAUGGGUAUGCAAUGGAUAUUGGAUUGGUGGAGUUUUCACCUGUUCGUGAGCAUUUCUCGUUUAUGCUUGGUAACACCAUAGAUGCUUGAGGUUUAGAGGUCUUUCUAAUUCUCUGUGUAACUUAACUGUUCAGUUCAAAUGUCCUCCAUGCUUAUUGCUAGCAUAGGUCCAUAUCAACUAUAGAUUUUAAUUGCAAUAUUGAUGUCUAAUAUGUUGUUCAAAGAACAGUUGUGGCUUAUUGUUGUAUCUUGACUUGCUUGCUGAAAUUCUUUUUCAUGUCCGAGGUUUAUUCAUGAUAUGUUUGAGAAGUUUAUUUUGUCUCAUUUACCAGCUUCAAUGUUAAAUG